AUGAUACGGUACGAAAAGUUUAACAACGAGUACACCGAUCGUAUUGAUUGUCCAGGCACAGAGAAGCAUUAUCGUAUAGUACGCUCCUUUCCGAACAUUGGUGGAGAUGACUCCCGAUCUCCAAAAGAAUCUGAUCAGUGGUGCAUUAUGAUAGAAAAGUUCUUGCCUCUAAUUAACCCGAUUCAACAAAUGCCUGUCUACGAGGAUGAUGUGUGGGUCAUCACGUUUCCAAAAUGUGGUACAACCUGGACGCAGGAGAUGGUUUGGUUGCUUAACAACAAUCUUGACUAUGCACGUGCGGCCAAACUAACGCUCGAAGAACGGUUUCCUUUUCUGGAGCUCUCAGGUGCAUUAUCCCUAAUGGAUGGGGACUCAGUCGGACGAGUGCAAGAUCUACCACGUCCCCGGCACAUCAAGUGUCAUCUUCCGGUGAUGUUACUUCCGGACGCGAUCCGAACCGCCCGACCAAAAAUUAUUUACGUUUCGCGCAACCCAAAGGAUGCAGCCACCUCCUUCUACCAUCACUAUCGUAACAUUGUUGGAUAUGAUGGACCGAGGGAGCAUUUUUUCGAUGCCUUCCUAAACGAUAGUCUAAUUUAUGCACCUUUCGGUGAGCAUGUUCGUGCGUACUGGGAAUGGAGCAAACGGCCGGAUGCGGAUAACGUUUUAUUUUUAACGUACGAACAAAUGAAACGUGAUUUGCGUGAAGUUAUUGGGCGCGUAAGCACGUUCCUGGGCAAGCGGUAUAGUGCUAGUGAGGUGGAUGAGUUGGAAAAGCAUCUUUCCGUGGAGUCGAUGAGAAACAACAAAUCGUGCAACAUGGAUGAUUUGCUUGAAUGGGCUAAGAACACCACGUACAGUGAGGCGCGCAAAAAGGUUACGAAAAAUGACUUCAAGUUCAUUCGCAACGGAACGGUUGGAUCAUACCGGCAGGAUAUGAGCGACGAGUACGUCCAGCGAUUUGAGCAGUACGAAAAGGUCAUCACCGAGAGAAUCGAUUUUGAUUUUUUCUUCUAA
This is a messenger RNA of Anopheles maculipalpis, 1017 nucleotides long. Its product is annotated as luciferin sulfotransferase-like. Bases 1 to 1017 code for a protein of 338 amino acids. The transcript is spliced from 4 exons. Gene Ontology annotation, biological process: sulfation. The record is from RefSeq and is a predicted model, not a curated record. Gene Ontology annotation, molecular function: sulfotransferase activity. NCBI's taxonomy places the organism in Eukaryota, Metazoa, Arthropoda, Insecta, Diptera, Culicidae. Gene Ontology annotation, cellular component: cytoplasm.